Molecule: messenger RNA, 4138 nt
Organism: Folsomia candida
Lineage: Eukaryota; Metazoa; Arthropoda; Collembola; Entomobryomorpha; Isotomidae
Gene: ss
Product: aryl hydrocarbon receptor protein 1
Exons: 22
Coding region: 637-2934 (765 amino acids)
Biological process (GO): regulation of transcription by RNA polymerase II
Cellular component (GO): aryl hydrocarbon receptor complex; nucleus
Molecular function (GO): nuclear receptor activity; transcription cis-regulatory region binding; protein dimerization activity
Source: RefSeq, a predicted model, not a curated record
GAGUUUUGACUUUACGUCUAAACUCUAGUUGUUCCGUGACUGCUGGAGAGAGAAGAGGUGGCUUGUUAACAGAAAGGCAGUGGUAGAUUCGUGUGUGUACUAAUUCACGAAUUGAGAUCACGACAUUAUUACGCUAAUUGUCACGACAUAUUUAUCCUACGCACUCAUCUUCUUCUGCCUGACAAUGACCGGAUAAGUUGGGGUCAAGUGAGGAUCCGUGAUUUUAAAUCGUUCAUAUCAAGAUAUUACACGUACUCAUAUCAAGCAGCCUUCCGGUUUGUGAGACACUUCCAAAAAACUGAAACAUAUCUGCGUGUGAAAUUAAUUAAUUUUGUGAAUAAGGAAAUAAAUAGCGACUAAAUAAUGACAUUUGUAUGUAUGUAAUGGUUGAGAAUUUUUUUAAAUCCAGUCUCAAUUUAGACGAAAUAAUAUCAAUAAUAUGCAAAUCUGUUGAAUUAUUGAUACAAUUUAGACUUGUGACAUUGGUGAAAGUAAAUUUUGGACAUGCCCUUAAAAACCAGAGAAUGUGAAACUAUGCUGGCUUAAAACGUCUUGGAACUUUCUCCAUUGCGAGUGAAAAUCACUGCGAGGGAUUUAAAAUUCCAUACCGAUUUUCGAGAUUCCAAAUUUUUACAAAUGUUGAACGUGAGCAUGAACCAACUAGGAACCGUUUAUGCGACAAAGCGGCGGAGAAGGAAUGGCAAAAGUAUCAAGCCACCGCCCAAGGAUGGAAUGACAAAGAGCAACCCAUCCAAGCGACAUCGCGAACGGUUAAAUGCCGAGCUUGACAAUUUGGCAUCUCUUUUGCCAUUCGAACAAAACAUUUUGAGCAAAUUGGACCGUCUGAGCAUCCUCCGACUAGCGGUUUCCUACCUCCGGACGAAAUCAUACUUUCAAGUGUCCACGGCCCGUGAGAAGGAUGAUGGGACGGACUACAACGGGAGGAGAGGAGAAUUAAUCGCGUACGAUCAUACACCUCUCGACGGUGAAUACUUCCUUCAGGCCCUCAACGGAUUCCUUUUAAUCUUGACGUGUGAUGGGGAAGUGUUUUUUGCGACGCAUAGUAUUGAAAGUUAUCUGGGAUUUCAUCAAUCGGAUAUCGUUCACCAAAGUGUAUACGAGCUAGUCCAUUCCGAAGAUAGGGAAGAACUGCAGCGACAAUUAAUGUGGAAUGCAUUUUGUCCUCAAGAACUUUCGGGCAUUCCUUUACAAGAAAUUAUCCACACUUCGGACCACUGUCACUUCCUCGAGAGAUCUUUCACCGUCCGAUUCAGAUGUUUGCUGGAUAACACUUCAGGAUUCUUGAGAUUGGACAUCCGCGGCCGCAUAAAAGUCCUGCACGGUCAAAACCGGAAGUCGGAAGACCCACCCCUCGCCCUCUUCGCCCUGUGCACCCCCUUUGGUCCCCCCUCACUCCUGGAACUUCCUUCCAGUAACUCUCCUGAUUCACAACAGAAAGAGCUAAUGUUUAAAUCGAAACAUAAAUUGGACCUCAGUCUGGUCAGCAUGGACCAGAGGGGGAAAAUGUUGUUUGCCUACUCUGAUACGGAAUUCACCACCAUGGGAGGCUACGAGCUUGUCCACUUUGAGGACCUUUCCUACGUCGCAUCCGCUCACCAAGAGUUACUGAAAACUGGUGCAAGUGGGUUAAUCGCGUAUCGAAUGCAAACCAAAGAUGGUCAGUGGCAAUGGCUACAAACGUCGUCUCGUCUCGUGUACAAGAAUUCCAAGCCUGACUUCAUCAUAAGCACUCAUCGACCUUUAAUGAAUGAAGAAGGACGGGAUCUGCUCGGGAAGAGGACGAUGGAUUUCAAAGUUUCAUAUUUAGAUGCUGGCCUAACUAAUUCUUACUUCUCCGACCAAGAUACGAUCUCAUCUCAAUCAUCUACACCAAACAUCACGCCGACCAAUGCCACACCCAAGACGAGGAGGUAUAAAACUCAGUUGAGAGAUUUUCUAGCUUCUUGCAGAUCGAAAAGAAAAAUCGCCACUGUUCCCCCAGCCGAGUAUCCCCACCACAUCGCACCCACCCAUCCUGCAGAGACUUCCGCUCUCCAGGCUGCGUACUCCACCGCCGCCGCCGCUGCUGCCGCAUACUCGACCACACCUCCAUAUGGUUGCACCCAACUAUACAACAACUACGGUCAUCCUGCAGCAGACUACGCCCCCCAGCAAAACUUUUACCACCCCACGAACCACUUUGAGACGAAUCGCUACCUGGAAAACUCGCUCCUCUACCGCCCCUACUACCCAGACUAUACGAACGCCUCCUCCUGGGGGUGUAUCUACGACUCGGCCACAAGCACCACCACCACCCCGGCCUCUAAUUGUACCCCCGAGUAUAACAAGCAGCAAAAUUACACCAUUAACCACCAGCAGCACCUCGGCGACAAGAAGUCAGAGCUUAAAUCAUCCUCAGACUAUCUCUCCCACUAUACGAACGGCACCUCGGGCUCAUCAAAUUCCGAUAUGCCACGACAAACAGUCCUCAUGUGGGCUCACCAAUCCCAUUCCUCUGGGCGACAGAACUCUAGUAAUUCUUCUUCCUCCACAUCCUCCUCCUCCGUCAUCCAGCCCCACCAUCAUCACCAGUAUGAGAAGAAAUACUCGCUCCUUGACCCCUUGAAAUCCUUAAGUGGCGUCAUUUCAACGGUAGACCAUCACCAUCCGGGUCUCAUAUCCGGAGGGGACGAGUCUGCGGCCAUCACAGCCAAGAGUUUGUACCUCCAGGGGUAUUCCUCUGGGGCGGAAGAGGUAUGGGCGGCGGCACACCACACCCACUCGUCUCACCACCCGCACACUCACCACUCUUUGGGCUCAGCCAUCGACUCAUAUCAUCAACAAAUAAUGCCCAGCCAUUCGGUCAUAUCGCCGGCAGUUCAUCCCCAAUCAUCAAAUCGGACAGAAGUCCUUUGUUGUCCAUCUCUGAGGUGACCAACGCUCUACUAAAUGAUUGACUAUUCCACCGAAGUUUUGACACGACAGAAUAAAAUCGAACGUUGAGUGUCACUACUUCGAGAAUGACAUUUUAUGUAUCACCCAAUCUCGUCUCACCAUCAUCAUUAUUAUCAACAUACAAUUUAUAGUAUUUCAAAAUAUUACCAAAAAUCACAAAUCUCAAGUUUUAAUUAGUCAGCGUUCGUUCGUUGACUGUAAUUAUUUUGUAACUUGUAAAACUCAAUUUAAUUAUGUAUUCCUCUUGUUUACAAGUAUUUACAUUUUAUCCACAAUUUUCAUAAUGUAUAAGCGAUACGCAUAAUAAUUCUCCGCGAUGUUCUGUGAUACUUUUUUCUUCAAGUCUAAUUAAUUAAUUAAUUAGUUUAAUUAUAGUUUAAUUACCGGAGAAGAAAAUAUUUGUAAUAUAUUGAAUUAAUACUUACGUGACAUUCACACUACCAAAUGGUUUCCUAUAGAAUUGAUGUCACAAUAUAUAAAUAACUUUACUUUUGCAUGAUUUAUGUAAAUGAGACGUGUUCCCCACUCUUCGUAAGUAAGAAAAAGAAAGAUGAUGCUCUUCCACCCUGUUGGAUUUUUAGAAAACCUUAACUUUAUCAAUUAAUUACCUUCACUCUAAAGACACUCACAUACAAAAUAAUAUCGUCACUUCAGUGCACUAAUGCAGUACAUUUGUGGAAAAAUAAUUACUCUACAUAUCAGACACACAUACCAAAAAAUCAAACCAGGAGAUAUUUCAAAAUCAUGUAAAUUAUGAGAUUUCCUAGUAAUUCAGAAUCUAAGUAACAUUAAAAUUACUUGCUAUGAAUGUAAAUCAGUCAAUCUAAAUAUUUGGAAAAAAGUUAAGAAUUAAUUCAUCUCACUCAAUUUAUGUAUCUUGACUAAAAUUACAUAGAUAAAUUUCCUGUUUAAAAUGUGCACAUUUUUCCAAGAUUCGAAAACACUCCAAGUUGAGAAAGUGUUCGCCCCCGUAAAACCAUACACCAAAAGUUGUUUGUGAUUAAUAGUCCAAUAAUUAUUAUGCUUCAUUAUUGCUCUGUUUUUAGACAUAGAUAAAACCUAUUUAAUAAGAAGUACUGUACUGUAUACUCAAAUCAAAACUGUGUGUUUGCUGACUAAAGUAAAGUAGCAAAUAUAAAAUGGAAAUGAAAAAUCAUAAUAAAUCGAUAAAUAUGAAAUGAUU